AUGGCCGCCAGCACAGUGUCGCCUAUAGCGACCUCGAAUCCCUCGACAACCAUGAAUCCCACCACGACAGAGCAUGACUUUCGCUUCCCGCGAAGGCCCUUUGAAUCGGCCCCCGAAUCGGCCCAGACGAGUAAGAGGAAUACCGACGAGAGCAGUCCUGGUGACUUGCGCAUACAUGAGCUUAACUUAGAUUUUACAAAACCAGAUACCCGCCCGGCAGCAUUCGAUUUUCUACAAUCCUCGAUUUCCCCGAGUCUUCAGAAUGGUAUAUCCGGAAACAACGAGAGCUUAGAGCAGCUGCAGCGAGACGAUCCGCUCGCAACGCAAGUUUGGAAGUUCUUUCGCAACACGAAGCAGAGCUUGCCCAACCAGGAGCGCAUGGAAAAUUUAACGUGGCGCAUGAUGCACUUGAGUCUACAGAAAAUACAGCAGGAACUUGCUCGUCGCACCGCUUCUUACGAGACCGGCAACACUGCGACGAACAUUGCCAAUGCUCCCAGUGGCAUCGCACAACUUCGAAAGACGUCGGAUCAAAACGUACAUACGGAUCCCAUGAAUCUUGACGACUUUAUAUUUUCCGAGAGCGUCUCGACUCCGGCCGGAUUCACGGCAACGCCUUCGCCGGAUGCGUGCAAACAAGAGGAGAAGACGGCUCACACCACGGCCGCUGCUAUCCCUAUCAAAUCUCGCAAAACACCCUCGCAGCAGCAUUUUGUCCCCCAGUCGGUUCCUGUCCCUGCUCAUCAGAGAAGCCAGGAUGAGUUUGCCUACGUCACUCGGCACCAUCGAAAAACCAGCAUUGACGAGAGACGAACUCGAAACUUGAAGCGUCCUGCUAACUUUUCCCCUCACGUCUCUGCCCUUAACAGCAAUAACUAUGUCUCUAACGAGAUGGACGCCGAUUCUGAUCUCCACGAAUACUCCUUAGACAAUUCUCAUACAAACGGCAACACCCACGUACCUCACCAUCCAGGGGUUCCCUUUCCUCUCGACACCUUCCCCAUGGAGAACGACCCUAUCAUUACUUCAGCAGGACCUUUCCAGCCGGGAUUUUCCUUCUCGCCAUCGUCAUCGCCAAUGGUUCCUCAUGGCCCCUUUUCAAACUUCUAUAACCCUCAUGGUGUUGCAUCCAACUCAGUCAAUGGCGCAGACUACUAUUCCCCGCCGGGUUCCGCGUAUCAGUCGGCUGUUUCUACACCGCAUCCAAUGGUAGAAAAUGAGAACUUAUUUUUCGGCUCGAUGGAUAUGCGCCAUCAACGAGCACCAAACUUCCGUCCAGGACCGGCCGGGUCUAUGAGGGGUCAAAUGAACCAGCAAUUUAUGCAUCAACAUAACGGCAACUCUAUGUUUCCACCAACCACUACCGGAGCAGAUUCUUCUGCCUCGUUUACGCAAACCCUUAAUUUCGGUCAUGUCGAUCCAAGCCAAGUCUUCCAGCCAGACCCCCCAGUUCGUUCCCCAGGUGUUGGCAUGGCACAUGAGAAUAUGUUUAACUUCGGUGCUGAUUCGGAUAACGAAGAUGAGGAGGGCGGUGCGUUCGCUGAUCGUAACAUGGGUAUCAAAUUUUCACCUGAACACGAAUCGGGGAUGGACAUGGGCAAUCAAAAUUCUAUGGGAUGGGAUGCUUCUUUGCCUGGGCAGUUCAGCACGCAAGCAGCUCGUUAUCCUGGUGGACCGCCUCGAAAGCAAGUCACUAUCGGAGGCACGACAACAGAUUAUUUAGAAUCGGGUGAUUGGGACGGCCAAGGCAGCCUACCGCGGUCCCAGUCGUUUCGAUCGGCCAGCGACAGGCGUCAGAAGAUCCCUCGUACAGCUUCGACGCCAAACGCCAACAUGGGUGGCCGUGGGAAUCCGUUUGACAAAUUGGCUCAGUCGAACCCGAAUUCUCCGCCAGCAGACGUGUCAGGUAAUGUCUCGGGCUUCUCUUCCGUAGCACCUAGUCGACCUACUUCCCCGCCUGGUUCUAAACACGGCUCCACGAGCAACCUGCAAGCUGCCGCGGGAGGGCAGGGAGAUGGAAAUACACCUACUACCUGUACUAAUUGUUUUACACAAACUACGCCGCUGUGGCGUCGAAACCCAGAAGGCCAGCCUCUGUGCAACGCUUGCGGUCUAUUUUUGAAGCUCCACGGUGUCGUAAGGCCUCUAAGUCUAAAGACCGACGUUAUUAAGAAACGUAACCGCGGAUCCGGUGCGAGCCUUCCCGUUGGCGGAACGAGCACGAGAUCUAAGAAGAAUACUGGCAACGCGGCGGGGACCGCCUCUGGACCCGCCUCGCGAAAGAAUUCGACUUUGGCUAUGUCUGCCACGAACAGCGCAACGCAGGUGACUACGCCACCAUCGGUGACCAACAGAGCCGGCAGCGUCAACGAGGGCGAAAGUCCUGCAAGCGGCGCUGGCGGUUCCGGUGGUAACACGGCAGGAAGUACGCCAACUAGUUAUGCGGGUUCUGCUACUGGUGCGGUGGGCGGUAAAGGCGUCGUGCCAAUUGCAGCAGCUCCACCAAAGAAUGCACCAGGACCGGGUGCCGCCUCACUCCCGCGAAAUAUCGGCGCCAGCGGUUCUUCCAAGCGUCAACGCCGUAGUAGUAAAAGCACUGGGCCAAACGAGUCAUCUAACGGCAUGGAUGUCGAUAGCCCUGAGAAUUCGACUGGCUCGAAUGAAGCAGCUCGUUCCAUUAGUUCUUCGAGCGGAUUCACCAGCAUGUCCAAUCCAGGAAACCUGGGCCUUGCCAACGGUUUUGGCAUGUCUCAAAGACCUAUGAUGGGACACAGCAUGACCGGAAUGUCCGGGGGUUCUACUGGUGUAAUGAACUCCGGGUCUGGAAACGGCCCUCAGGAAUGGGAGUGGUUGACCAUGAGUCUCUAA
This is a messenger RNA of Daldinia vernicosa, 2868 nucleotides long. RefSeq lists its product as uncharacterized. Gene Ontology annotation, molecular function: zinc ion binding; DNA-binding transcription factor activity, RNA polymerase II-specific; RNA polymerase II cis-regulatory region sequence-specific DNA binding. The record is from RefSeq and is a predicted model, not a curated record. Gene Ontology annotation, biological process: negative regulation of transcription by RNA polymerase II; positive regulation of transcription by RNA polymerase II. NCBI's taxonomy places the organism in Eukaryota, Fungi, Ascomycota, Sordariomycetes, Xylariales, Hypoxylaceae. The coding region runs from base 1 to 2868 and encodes 955 amino acids. The transcript is spliced from 3 exons.